AGCCGUCUCGGCCGCUGCGGUUUCCGCGCGGGCCAGCGGCGCGCGGCUCUCGUCCCGGGCGCGCGCGAGGCGCGCGAGGCGCGGCGCGCGCGAGGCCCCCCCGCCUCGGGCCCUUUCCUCCCCCACCACGGGGCCCCUCCCGCCCCUGGCAGAGCAACGGGGCGACAUGGCGACGGCGGCCUCGGCCGCGAGGAUGGCCGCGGCGGCCUCGGCGGCGGGCCUGCCGCAGCUCCAGAGGAAGAGGCUGCAGGUGACGAAGGACGUCGUACCUCCAGGUCUCCGAUGUCUAGACUACUGGCAGAUCAUGGACUACUGGAAGAUCUUCGACAAGAAUGGUGAUGGCUUGAUGGACAAGAACGAGUUCUACUUCCUGAUGAACCGCAUGAACUCCGACCCAGUGGAGACGGACCUCAGCGACCAGAUGUUCGACUGCGUCGACGUGGACAGGAGCGGGGAGAUUGACUGCGAGGACGGAGGGUUCCUCAGCUGGAUCUUCCAGAUGUACGCUCCCUACAGCGGCGGCCUGCGAGAACGUCUUGGCGACAUGAACCCAGCCCAGGUGGUGGAUUAUUUCAGGAGGAUCGACACCAACGGGAACGGCGAGCUCGACAAGAGCGAGUUCUGGACCUUCAUCACGAGGUUCUGCCCCGAGGCCCACCUGACGGCCAGGGAGGCCAGCGACCUCUUCGACGUCAUCGACAAGGACCGACGGCUCUGGGGAGAUCGACGCCACAGAGUUUGUCAAGUGGG
Prorocentrum cordatum is the source of this 750-nucleotide messenger RNA. The record is from the annotation of a GenBank genome assembly. Lineage: Eukaryota; Dinophyceae; Prorocentrales; Prorocentraceae.